AUGGAACUAGCCAUGGAUGUGAGCCGGAUCCUGCGGGAGGAGUUGACCUGUGCCGUCUGCCUGGGCUAUUUCACCGAGCCGGUGACCAUCGACUGCGGACACAGUUUCUGCCGGGGCUGCCUGGCCGGCAGCUGGGGCAAGUUGAGGAACUCUCCCCUGACUUGCCCCGAGUGCCGUGGGCCUGUCGAGCCCCGGGAUUUCCAGCCCAACCUGCGGCUGGGGAAGCUGGCGGCCAUCGCCCGCAGGGCCGGGCCUCGCUUGUUGCUAGGCCGCAGCCAUCCGGGGUACAAGGACCAGGACCAGGACCGGGAAGAAGGGUGGAGGGGACUGUGUGAGAGACACCAGCGGGCCCUGAAGCUGUUCUGCCAGGAGGACGAGGAACCACUGUGCGUGGCUUGUCUGGAGGAAGGCCGGCACGGCCCGCACUCCGUCAGCCCCCUCCAAGAAGCCGCCGACGAUUGCAAGGUGAAGAUAGAAGAGACUCUGGCGAAACGAUGGAAGGAGCUGGAAAAAGCUCAGCAAUUUCUGGCUUUGAUGAGAACCAAAGCCGCGUUGUGGAAGGAGAGGGUGCAGCACCAGAAAUUAACCAUCCAGAUGGAAUUUGAGAAAAUUCGGGGCUUCCUGGCCGAGGAGGAGUCGCGGCAACUUCUUAGACUGGAGUUGGAGGAGGAGGCGAUUCUGCGGAGACUGGAGCACAGUGAGAGCCAAAUAUCUCAGCAGAGCUCCGCCCUGAGGGAGCUGAUCGGAGAACUGGAGGAGAGGUGCGAGAAACCGGAUCUGGAGCUGCUGCGGGAUGUGAAGACCCUUCUGAGCAGGUCUGAGGCCACAGAGCUGCAUGUACCCCAGGACGUUUCCGUGGAGCUGAGGAGCGUGUGCUACGUGAUCGGGAUGAGGGAGAUGCUUUGUAAAUUCCAAGUGCCCAUGACGUUGGAUGAAAACACGGCCCACCCGUGUCUGGUGCUGUCGGAUGACCGGCUGAGUGUGAGCUACAGUCCCCAAAGGCGGGAUCUCCCGGAGAAUCCCGAACGAUUCGACCGUAGUCCGUUCGUCCUGGCCUCUAAGCGCUUCACCUCCGGGAGAUACUUCUGGGAAGUGAAGGCCGAACACAGCUCCGAGUGCAUCCUUGGAGUCUGCGAAGAGACGAGAGGCCGCAAGGGAAGCCUCGACCUGUCUCCUCUACACGGAUUUUGGGCUGUGACAUUGAAGGAUGGAUAUUGUUGUUCUUCCAAGACUCGUUUCCUCCUGAGGAGUUCCCCCAGAAUUGUGGGCAUCUACCUGGACUAUCGCGCCAGAAUGGUGUCUUUUUAUAAUAUGACCAACAGAUCCCACUUGUAUACGUACCAGGGCUUUCCUUUCUCGGGGCCUCUUCGUCCUCUCUUCGCACCUUGCAUCCGAAUGGGAGAGAAAAGUGUGAACUCACCUGGAGAGAUGAGCAGCGGGGAGGGGGUCCGGGACCCUCCGGAAAUAUUUAAGGGACCGAGAAAGACCAUCUGCACUCGGAGCUUUCCCGAGAAGGCGGAGGACCAGAGCAGCGAGGAUCGAAGCUCUUCUGGGUGGCGAGAAGAGCGUUUUAACUGCGACUCAACUGUGGGACUGGAGUGGAGAGAAUCCCAGGCCUCGAAGGGAUCCAGGAGGAUUGUCCUUCCUGAUAUUUAA
Tachyglossus aculeatus (Australian echidna) is the source of this 1656-nucleotide messenger RNA. RefSeq names its product E3 ubiquitin-protein ligase TRIM11-like. Gene Ontology annotation, molecular function: protein binding; zinc ion binding. Lineage: Eukaryota; Metazoa; Chordata; Mammalia; Monotremata; Tachyglossidae. The transcript is spliced from 7 exons. The record is from RefSeq and is a predicted model, not a curated record. Bases 1 to 1656 code for a protein of 551 amino acids.